Messenger RNA from Aphidius gifuensis, 1028 nucleotides. RefSeq lists its product as uncharacterized. NCBI's taxonomy places the organism in Eukaryota, Metazoa, Arthropoda, Insecta, Hymenoptera, Braconidae. The record is from RefSeq and is a predicted model, not a curated record. The annotation marks the transcript as partial. The transcript is spliced from 3 exons.
AAUAAUGAAGAUGUUAUUGAUGUUGAUGAACAAAGUCAAGCUGUUGUUAAUAAUAAUGUAACUUUAAGUCAAGAAACUGAGGAAUUUUUUUUUACUCAAUCUGUCAAAGCACAUGAUAGUCCUGCACCAGUUAAAAUUAAUAAUGAUAAAUCAAAAUUAACUGAUACAAUAAGUCGUAUUGCUGAAACUUUGGAGCAUAAAAAUGGAUCAUUAGAUUAUACUCAUGUUGUUAAUUUUUGUGAUGCUGAUGUCAUUAUUAUUGUUGAUACAUUAUCAAAAGAAUUGAGUCUAACUGGUGUUGAUAAUUUAUGUAAAUCUUUGUGUGAUAUAGAAGAGGCUCAAGCUAUAUAUUGGAUUAAAACUAUUUGCUCCAAUUUAUUACUUCAAAAGAUUAUUGAUUUAGAUAAAACAUCAAAAGACUCAAGAAUAUAUUCAACAAUUAUUGGUAAAAUAUUUACAAAAUAUCCAGAUGCUGUACAAAAUUUAAUAAUAGCUCCAAUAUUAAAUUUUGAUUUAAAAAAUACUAGUGUUAUUGAGGGUAUUACACAAUUUUAUUCACAACAACAAAGAUCAAAUCUCAUUUUACUUAUUUCAGAUAAUGUUAAAGAACUUAAAGUAUGGCAUAUUUCUACUUUAUUGCCAUUAUUGGCAGAUAUAAAAAUUGAAAAUAAAGAUAAAGAUUCAUUACUUGGACUAUUAGUUAACAAAGCAUCUGAAUUUUCAAACGACAAAAAUUACAGUAAAUAUGUAUUAAAAUUUAUAAAACUAAAUUGUCCUUAUACCGAAGAACAAAAAAGUUUAUUACAAGAAAUUGUUGCAUUUAAUAAAACAAUAUUUUCUUCAUCAAUCAAAAGAAUUAUUAGUAAUAUGUACUUUCAUCGUGAUUUAUGGCACAUUAAUAACUAAAUAAAUAAAAGUAAACAUUUAUUAUUUCAAACUGUUAUUUUCUUUUUUACUUAUUACAAUUAGUUAUUAUAAUUAUAAACUUACUAGUCAUAAGUUCAUAGAAUCACAUGAUUUUUUUUAAA